CUGGUGAAGGCUAAUAUGGAGAAAUUGACGUUUUAUGCUCUGUCUGCUCCAGAGAAGUUGGACCGGAUUGGUGCCUAUCUUUCUGAGAGGUUGUCCCGGGAUGUGGCCCGACACAGAUAUGGGUAUGUGUGUAUUGCUAUGGAGGCCUUGGACCAGCUGUUAAUGGCCUGUCACUGUCAGAGCAUUAACCUGUUUGUGGAGAGUUUUCUGAAAAUGGUGCGGAAACUUCUGGAGGCCGAUAAACCCAACCUACAAAUCCUGGGAACCAACUCUUUUGUGAAAUUUGCCAACAUUGAGGAGGAUACGCCGUCAUACCAUCGCAGUUACGACUUCUUUGUGUCACGUUUCAGUGAGAUGUGUCACUCUAACUACGAGGAUCCAGACAUCCGCACCAAGAUUCGUAUGGCGGGCAUAAAGGGACUCCAGGGUGUGGUGAGGAAGACAGUGAAUGAUGAAUUGCAGGCAAAUAUCUGGGACCCUCAGCACAUGGAUAAGAUUGUUCCCUCACUGCUCUUCAACCUGCAGACCGGAGAGGGCACAGAAAGCCGUUCCCCCUCUCCGCUACAGGCAAGCGAGAAAGAGAAAGAGAGCCCCGCAGAGCUGACCGAACGCUGUUUCCGGGAGCUUCUGGGUCGUGCAGCUUACGGCAACAUAAAGAAUGCAGUCACCCCUGUUCUCAUGCACCUAGAUAACCACUCUCUGUGGGAGGGGAAGACCUUUGCUGUGCGCUGCUUUAAGAUCAUUAUGUACUCUAUUCAGUCUCAGCAUUCUCACCUGGUUAUCCAGCAGUUGCUGGGUCAUCUGGAUGCAAACAGCAAGAGCUCAGCCAGGGUGCGUGCUGGGAUAGUGGAGGUCUUAUUAGAGGCAGCAGCCAUAGCAGCCAGUGGCUCUGUGGGCCCCACUGUGCUGGAGGUGUUUAACACACUGCUGAGGCAUUUGAGACUCAGUGUGGACUAUGAGCUGACAGGCACCUAUGACCCCACCAACAUCGGCACCAAGAUCAUCAAAGAACAUGAAGAGAGACAGCUGCAGGAGGCCGUCAUCAGGACUAUCGGUUCUUUUGCCAACACUUUGCCGACGUACCAGCGGUCAGAGGUCAUGUUAUUUAUCAUGGGGAAGGUCCCUAUUCCAGGUCUGCUCUCAGCUGUCACCACGGGAUCAGGGCCUGAGGGGAACAGGAUGAUUCAGGUCAUGCUGCUGAAGUCUCUGAGACAGGUGACGUGUGGGUUCCAGACGACCAACAUGUUGACGGCCCUGCCCAACUCUUUCCUGGACCCCCUGCUCUCCUUCUCUCUCCUGGAGGACCCUGAGAUCCGGCUGCUCGUCCUUGAGAUCCUCGUCAGCCUUAUCGAUCGCCACGACAACCGGCCCAAGUUCCCCACCAUCAGCAUUAUCUCUGACAUCUCUGUCCUGAAACUCAAAGUGGACAAGUGUUCCCGUCAGGACAACCUCUUCAUGAAAAAGCACGCUCAGCAGCUGUACAGACACAUUUUCCUGUCGUGUAAAGAGCAGGACAGUACGCAGCCUCACUUUGAGAUGCUCUUUGUGUUCCUGGCUCUCAUCAGCAUGGAGCUUGCUAACGAGGAGGUGGUGGUGGACCUCAUCCGCCUGGCACUGGCCCUUCAGGACUUGGCAUUGUCCAGUGAGGAGAACUUGCCUGUGUUUAACCGCUGUGCAGUUCAUGCCCUCUCUGCCGCCUAUCUCAAUCUCAUCAGCCAGCUCACCACCGUUCCUGCCUUCUGCCAACACGUCCACGAGGUGAUUGAGAUGAGACAGAAAGAAGCACCUUACCUCCUACCCGAAGACGUCUUCGUCGAAAGUCCAAAGAUCCCUCAGACUCUGGAGAAGUCUGAAGAGGCGGUUUGGUUCCUGCAGACAAAGAUCACGGAGGUUCUCGGAGGCAGUGGCUACAAUACAGAGAGGCUCGCCACACCUUACAUCCCACAGUUCACAGACGAAGAUCGUCUGUCGAAGCGGAAGAGCGUCGGAGAAACAAUCUCUCUCCAGGUUGAGGUUGAUUCCAGAAACAGCCCAGAGAAAGAGGAGAGAACCCCAGCUGAACAGAUCACAUUUGAGACACUAAAGAAUACCAUUGUAGACAGCGUGGGAAUGGAGGAGCAGGAGAGGGAGCGAAGGCGACAAGUCGUGGAGAAGUUCCAGAAGGCUCCGUUUGAAGAAAUAGCUGCCCACUGUGGUGCCAGAGCCACAAUGCUGCAAAGCAAACUCAAUCAGAUCUUUGAAAUCACCAUCAGGCCUCCUCCAAGUCCCUCUGGGACCAUCACUGCGGGUUAUGGUCAGACCCAAAGCCGAUCUGUCCCUGUCUACGAGAUGAAAUUCCCAGAUCUGUGUGUGUAUUAG
This is a messenger RNA of Chanos chanos (milkfish), 2358 nucleotides long. RefSeq names its product protein EFR3 homolog B. NCBI's taxonomy places the organism in Eukaryota, Metazoa, Chordata, Actinopteri, Gonorynchiformes, Chanidae. The transcript is spliced from 21 exons. The coding region runs from base 16 to 2358 and encodes 780 amino acids. The record is from RefSeq and is a predicted model, not a curated record. Gene Ontology annotation, biological process: protein localization to plasma membrane. Gene Ontology annotation, cellular component: plasma membrane.